Acromyrmex echinatior (Panamanian leafcutter ant) is the source of this 6538-nucleotide messenger RNA. RefSeq names its product ATPase phospholipid transporting 8B (gene ATP8B). Gene Ontology annotation, molecular function: ATP hydrolysis activity; ATP binding; ATPase-coupled intramembrane lipid carrier activity. The record is from RefSeq and is a predicted model, not a curated record. Gene Ontology annotation, biological process: phospholipid translocation; Golgi organization. Gene Ontology annotation, cellular component: plasma membrane; trans-Golgi network. NCBI's taxonomy places the organism in Eukaryota, Metazoa, Arthropoda, Insecta, Hymenoptera, Formicidae.
UUUCGCCGCGCCAUCAACGCCGGCGUCGCGACGCUGAGCGGAGCGUGGCGCCGUCGUUGGACGAUUCCUCGAGAUUGCGCGUCUCGACACCCGAACGAGCCAGCCAGCCAACCCUGCCAACCAGCCAACUAGCCAACUAGCCAGCUCUUGUACGUGCCGUGCGAGACUUUCGUUACGUCGCCCAUCGCGGUGAAAUGCGCCGUGAUCCUCCGCCGGAGGGAGAAAAAGCGGACACCCUUAGUGUGUGCUACUGUUAUUUGUAGGCGUGCAUACGCAUGCUGUACGUGGAUUCGUUGUCAACCAGGUGUCCUUUCGCGCGCCGGCUCGUCGUCGUCGUUGAUUCGCGCUCGGUGCGCUCGUGAAGUGAUAAAGGUGACGACGACGACGACAACGACAACGACGACAACGAUAAUAGUGAUGAUGAUAAUGAUCAUGCUGAUAAUGAUGGUAUCAGUACCGCUGCUAUGUGAAAUGAAAGACAGUGCCCGCCCAAUCACCGGCUGAUCUAUUUGUGACUCCCAUUAUAUCCCAGGGGAGAUCUCGUGUGUCCUGUUAACUCGACGAUAAUGACGAUGUGAUCAUUCAAAUAUCCGUUUCACCAACGUUUAUCAACGUCUCAAGCGUGUUUUCGUUUUGAUCGUAAAUGAUGCUACGUAAAACGUAACGUGAUCGCGGACAUUCUCGGUGAUACGAAACGAUGAUGGUGUGAUGACACGGAUUUGCUAUCACGCAUGCCGACGUCAUCACACCCACAUCUACCUUUCCAUUCUGAUUUGUGAGCAAUCGAGGGAUUCAUUACGGCAUUGAUACAACGCUACGACGAUCGCGCGCUGCCGUCUGCUAGCUACGAAUUUCCUUCGCGUUGGUCCGCGUAUAACCAGCGCUCAGGAUAACCAACGUUGACCUCAUCGCAACGGCGACGAUCGAUUGCCAUUUAAAAGCUUCACGGGCGUUCGUACGCGCCUCGUCGUCGCUACACGCGCUUACGCGAAUUUCGUUACAACUGCAAACAAGACGUAGCGAUUACAUCGAAGAAGAAGAAGACUUUAAACGUCAAAGCUGUGUCGCGGAAAGAAUGCCUAUCGUGUCUUGCGAAAAGUAAAAUUUUUGUAAAUCGAAAUUUUCGUGACUCGUUUGGAACACCGAGAUAAGUCUCAACGAAAUUUUCUCACAUUUUCUGGUUACUUACCACGGUGGCGAACAAUUGCACUCGUUCUAUCGGGUGAAAGACGUACGCUUGGGUUGUACACAGCAUCGUCGGAUGUUUAGACCCUACGGGAGAAUGUCGAUUGGACAACCGAGUCAGUCGGGUUAUCAGAACAGUCGAGAGAAGCAGUCGAGUGGUAGGAACGGUGGUGGUGCGGUGACCAGAUACAGCAGAAUUUGGAUCGUGAGAUGUCAUUAAUGCUGCCGGACUAAUGCGGCCCCGCGAUGAUCGACGGGGACGAGAAGACGGUGGUGGCCCCCAGGUGGAAGAACUAUGUAAGAGACGAAGCGCGAAGCGGGGGAGAGGACGAGGUCGUCGUCUCUCCACCGGCAGCAGCGUGGCUCAGGUGCCAGAAGGUGGCAGAAGAGGUGAAGGACUAUGACGGCGAGAUCGAGUCGACGGAUGCGACGACGCGUCGAGAUACCGCGAGGACAACGACAGUGUCCAGGGGCAGCGAAGCAGAUGGACAGCGCAGAUACUCGAUGCAGGAGGUCGAGGAAGACGAUGAUGGCGGUGGUAACAACCGCAGGAAACGAAAGAAGCGACGGAAAACGCAGCGGAACAAGCAGCAGUUGCAAUUACAACAACCGCAGCUGGAGGUAACGACUAGCGGCGGUCUGCAGCGAUCGCACGCGCUCGCUCUCGCUUCGUCGUCCGAUGAGGUGGAAGCGGUGGGCGAGUGCUCGAAGAGAGACUCGUCUAGCAGCCUGGGCGGCGGCAGCCGGCACAACACCUUGCGCGAGUCUCUGCUGACGGUGUUGGGCAAGCUAGUGAUUUGGAAGGGCACUAGAUACCGCUCCGCUACCGCCGCGUCGUCCUCCUCGUCGGCGCCACCGAAUUCACCACCCGCCACCGAGUGCAUUGGUCGUAGCACGUCCUUCUUCUCCAGUGAAACAGAGAGGCGAAUUCGCGCCAAUAAUCGCGAGUACAACUCACAAUUUAAUUAUGCGAAUAAUUACAUCAAAACGUCCAAGUAUUCGGUUCUGACGUUCCUACCAUUGAAUUUGUUCGAGCAAUUUCAGCGGCUCGCUAACUUUUACUUCCUAUGCCUGUUGGUGCUCCAAAUGAUCCCCGCCAUAUCUUCUUUAACCCCUAUCACUACAGCCAUACCGCUUAUAGGGGUACUCACGCUCACUGCCGUUAAAGAUGCCUAUGACGACUUUCAACGGCACAGCAACGACUCUCAAGUAAAUAAUAGAAAAUCCCGAACAUUGCGGGGUACUAAUCUUCGUGAGGAAAAAUGGUCGCAGGUUCAAGUGGGCGACGUAAUCAGAAUGGAGAACGAUCAGUUUGUCGCAGCGGAUGUUCUACUGCUAACGACGAGCGAGCCGAAUGGCCUUUGUUACAUCGAAACAGCAGAAUUGGACGGGGAGACGAAUUUAAAGUGUCGUCAAUGCUUGCCUGAAACUGCCGAGAUGAUGGAUAAUCACGAAUUAAUCGGCCAAUUCGAUGGAGAGAUCGUUUGCGAAACCCCCAAUAAUUUAUUAAAUAAAUUCGAUGGAAUACUAACAUGGAGAGGAAAAAAGUACUCAUUGGAUAACGACAAGAUUAUUUUACGGGGCUGCGUACUUAGGAAUACGCAGUGGUGCUAUGGCAUGGUGAUCUUUGCGGGCAAGGAUACCAAACUGAUGCAAAACUCAGGGAAGACCAAAUUUAAGAGGACCUCUAUAGAUAGAUUGCUGAAUCUUCUUAUCAUCGGGAUAGUGUUUUUUUUACUUUCCUUAUGUAUGUUCUGUAUGGUCGGCUGUGGUAUUUGGGAAAGCCUUGUAGGUCGUUAUUUCCAGGCGUACCUACCAUGGGACUCGUUAGUGCCGAACGAGCCGAUUACUGGUGCCACAGUGAUUGCCCUACUCGUGUUCUUUUCGUACUCUAUUGUAUUGAACACGGUAGUACCAAUCAGUUUAUAUGUGAGUGUCGAAGUUAUUCGAUUUGUUCAGUCAUUUUUAAUAAAUUGGGACGAAGAAAUGUACUAUGCGCCCACAAAAACACACGCUAAAGCAAGGACUACUACGUUAAAUGAGGAGUUAGGCCAAAUAGAAUACAUAUUCUCCGAUAAAACCGGAACGUUGACGCAGAAUAUAAUGACUUUCAACAAGUGUUCUGUGGCGGGCAAGUGUUACGGCGACGUCAUUGAUGAAGUUACCGGCGAGGUCAUCGAUUUGAGCGAGACAAUGCCACCUUUGGAUUUCUCGUUUAACAAGGAUUACGAACCAGAUUUCAAAUUCUACGAUCCCGCGCUGCUCGAAGCCGUGAGACGGGAAAAUCAAGACGUCCACAGUUUUUUCAGACUGCUAGCACUUUGCCAUACUGUUAUGCCGGAAGAAAAACAUGGCAAGAUUGAAUACCAAGCACAAUCGCCUGAUGAGGCUGCCUUAGUAUCUGCAGCUAGAAACUUCGGUUUUGUUUUCAAAGAGAGAUCGCCCAACAGUAUAACGAUUGAAGUAAUGGGAAAGAAAGAGAUAUAUGAACUUCUCUGUAUUCUGGAUUUCAAUAAUGUGCGAAAGAGGAUGUCUGUAAUUUUAAGAAAAGAUGGACAGCUCCGAUUGUACUGCAAAGGAGCAGAUAACGUUAUUUAUGAGCGAUUGAAAAAGGAUAGUGAAGAGAUAAUGGCAAAAACAUUGGAUCAUCUAAAUAAAUUCGCAAGUGAAGGCUUAAGAACACUGUGCCUUUCUGUAAGGGAUUUAGACGAAAGUUUUUUCAAUAAUUGGAAGCAACGACAUCAGGAAGCGGCGUUAAGUCAAGAGCGUAGAGACGAUAAGCUGGAUGCGAUUUACGAAGAAAUAGAGAAAGAUAUGUCGUUAUUGGGUGCUACUGCCAUCGAAGAUAAAUUACAAGACGGUGUACCUCAGACCAUCGCCAAUCUGAGCCUCGCUGGUAUCAAACUUUGGGUGUUAACUGGUGACAAACAAGAAACAGCUAUCAACAUUGGAUACUCAUGCCAGUUGUUGACGGAUGAUCUCACGGAUGUCUUUGUGGUAGACGGCACAACUUACGAUAGCGUGGAGUCACAAUUAAUGCGAUAUUUGGAUACCAUUAAGAUGGCCUCGACCCAACAGAAACGGCCAACUCUCUCCAUUGUCACAUUCAGGUGGGACAAGGAAAGCAGUGAUACCGAAUACAAUCCUAGUAGGGACGAACAGGAUGAACACGAGAUGGAGCAGUCAACGGGAUUUGCAGUAGUUAUAAACGGACAUUCUCUGGUUCACGCGUUACAUCCACAGCUGGAACAGCUUUUUCUAGAAGUGUCCAGUCAAUGUAAAGCUGUAAUAUGUUGUCGGGUGACGCCAUUGCAAAAGGCGAUGGUCGUUGAGUUAAUUAAAAAAAAUAAAUUUGCGGUGACACUCGCAAUUGGCGAUGGCGCCAACGACGUUUCGAUGAUAAAGACGGCUCAUAUUGGUGUUGGUAUCAGCGGGCAGGAAGGAUUGCAGGCGGUGUUAGCCUCUGACUAUUCGAUAGGACAAUUUAGAUUUUUAGAGAGGCUACUUCUGGUCCAUGGUAGAUGGUCGUACUAUAGAAUGAGUAAAUUCCUUAGGUAUUUUUUUUACAAGAACUUCGCGUUCACUCUUUGCCAUAUCUGGUUUGCUUUCUUCUGCGGAUUCAGCGCACAGACUGUAUUUGAUCCCAUGUACAUUUCCGUCUACAAUUUAUUUUAUACCUCAUUACCAGUCUUGGCGGUUGGUAUUUUCGAUCAGGAUGUUAACGAUAAGAAUAGUCUAAUGUAUCCGAAAUUAUACGCACCAGGAUUACAAAAUUUGCUCUUCAACAAAAAGGAGUUUUGUUGGAGCGCUUUACAUGGAUUUUAUGCUAGUUGUGUAUUAUUUUUAGUACCUUACGGGACAUACAAGGAUGGGGUGUCACCCAAGGGUUAUGUACUUUCUGAUCACAUGCUGCUGGGCAGUGUAGUAGCCACUAUAUUAGUUAUAGUCGUGACUGUUCAAAUAGCUCUCGACACAUCAUAUUGGACAGUUUUCAAUCACAUUAUGGUGUGGGGCUCGCUCAUCUGGUAUUUUAUUUUAGAUUACUUUUACAACUUCGUCAUAGGAGGUAGUUAUGUCGGCAGUCUUACGAUGGCCAUGUCAGAAGCGACCUUUUGGUUCACUACAGUGAUAUCCUGUAUAAUUCUGGUAAUACCAGUACUAUCAUGGCGAUUCUUCUUCAUGGAUGUUAGACCGACACUGUCCGAUAGAGUCAGACUGAAGCAGAGACUGGCACAAUUGCGUUCUCGUCAAAGUCAGGACAUAUUACGUACACCAUCUACGAGACGUACACGGCGAUCUUUACGCUCAGGCUACGCCUUCGCUCACCAAGAGGGUUUUGGCAGACUUAUCACGUCUGGAAAAAUUAUGCGCAAAUUGCCAAAUGGUGCUGAUUUUAAGUUUUCUAUGCCGUUUACGAACAAUGUUACGAAGCAGGUUAAUGUUGCUACAACAUCACCAAAGGACAACAGCGCAUCUAGAAAUUCACAUACGUUGGACACGAUUAAUUUAUAAUAUCUCGAAUGUUUUAGUCAACUCAACGGACACUAAAGUGUAGAUAAUUAGUGAGGUUCUCUUAAUUUACUUAGCUGAACAUUGAGCCAAAAUGAACUCGUCGAAUUUAUUGAUUCUGGUGUAUCCCAUUGAAAUCGUGUUUCUAAUUAUUGUUUCUUCUUUUUUGUGUUAAUUAAGAGGUGCAAGUGUAUUGUAUGUAGUAUUUGAGAAGAUCUCGUGAAGCAUUGAUGUCUGUGAUUAUGUUAUAUUUAAUUUAAACAUUUAUUUAUUUAAGAAAAAUGUUAAUCAAUUAGAAACUAUUACGAUUUAUAACACAUGCCUAUAAACAACGAUAAUAAUAUUAAAACACAAAUGUAUGUAACUUUGUUAAUACAUUUAACGCAAUGAAUUCCAGUGGGAUACAUUGAGUUAUACUAUAAUAGAAGUAGCAUAUGCUAUUUACGUCUAUACAUCACUGUUAAGCAUUUAUAGAUUUAUUAUGACUUAAAUGUAUUUACGUGUUCAAUAUUUUAAAAAUCAUAUUUUUGCACUUUAGUCAAGUAAGUGCACGAAAUAUACAUACUUGAUUUAACAUUUUGUUGACACAAUGGUUAUGUACGUAAAUGAUGUUUUAUGAUAAUUAUAUACUUGUAUAGAAAAAUAGCUUAUGCUACAAUAUAGACUACGAUAUGUUUUAUGGAAUUUCGUAUUAAUAUUUUAAAUUAUGUGAAAAUAAUCUUUUAUCAUGUUGUGAAUAAUUUUUUAUAUUGUGUUUGAUAAAAGUUGAAACAUGAUAAUUACGCAUCUUGAUUCUAUAUAUUAAUAUAAAACAAUGUUAAAGCAAGUAUUAAUAGAAAAUACA